This is a messenger RNA of Populus nigra (black poplar), 3810 nucleotides long. RefSeq names its product translation initiation factor IF-2, chloroplastic-like. The transcript is spliced from 12 exons. NCBI's taxonomy places the organism in Eukaryota, Viridiplantae, Streptophyta, Magnoliopsida, Malpighiales, Salicaceae. Gene Ontology annotation, biological process: translational initiation. Gene Ontology annotation, molecular function: GTP binding; GTPase activity; translation initiation factor activity. The record is from RefSeq and is a predicted model, not a curated record. The coding region runs from base 321 to 3428 and encodes 1035 amino acids.
CAGCCACACAAGUGCCAAUUUUGUAGCUUAGUCCAUCACCACCAAGAACAUAAUAUCCUCCAUUCUUCUCCUUCACUCUCUUACUUAUUUUUUCUCUCUCUUUCUCUUUUUCCAAACACAAUACUAAACCCAUUCCACUCCUUCAAAUUCCCUAUUUUCCCUUCCCAUUUUCUCAUUAAGGUAAGCACUAAUUAUUCACUUUCUUGUUGAUUAAAGAUUUCAAUUUUGUAAGAAAUCUUGAGACUUUUUGUCCAACUGAUACAAUUUACUCGAUAUGGUAUCAUAAGGGGUGUUUUUAGGUUUCUUGUUGGUUUUUGUGAAUGGGGUCUAUGGUGGUUUUAGUAGGCAGCAUGCCAUCUUUGGCUUCCCUUAUGAGUUUAGGGAGCUUGAGUGUGUCUACAGCUAGCUCUAGUUGUGUUGAAUCUUCUUCAUAUUCAGUUUUAAAGAGAGUUUCUUUAUCAAAAAGGAGUCUUAGGAAGGCUAAAAGAUGGGAUUGUGUGUGUAAAUAUUCAGUUACUACCACUGAUUUCAUUGCUGAGCAAGGCAAUGCUGUGUCACUUGAUUCUAGUAGUAGUACAAUUAGAGGAGGAAGUGAUGGUGAUAGUGAGGUUGUACUUAAGCCUGCUCCAAAGCCUGUGUUAAAAUCUCCAGCUGGUUCUAAGGAUGAAACCCCUUUGUGUAUGAAUUCUGUUGGGUGGGGUUCUUCAAGUGCUGGCGGGGAUUCUGAUGGUGAAAGUUCGGAUGAGGAGGAAGGAGAGAGGAAUAAGGUGAUCGAGUCACUUGGUGAGGUUUUGGAGAAAGCUGAAAAGCUUGAAACUUCAAAACUGAGCCAAGAGGGUGGUAGUGCUAGUAGUAAUAGGAAACAGAAUGGGGUUGUAAAUAAAAUGACUUCACCUAAUGUGGGUAAUGAUUCGAGAAAUGUUAAUUCAUCGGCUGCUAAUAUGAAAACUAAAACUUUAAAAAGUGUGUGGCGGAAAGGAGACUCUGUGGCUGCAUUGCCGAAGGUUGUCAAGGAAGUUCCAAAAGCUACUAAUAGGUUUAUCAAAAGGGAACCUAAAACAGUAGAAGGAGCAAAGCUAGAAUCUCAAUCAACUGUACCAUUGAAACCUCCUCAGCCACCUCUAAGACCUCAACCAAAGUUACAGGGCAAGCCAUCUGUAGCUCCUCCACCUAUGAUCAAGAAACCUGUUAUUUUGAAGGAUGUGGGGGCUGCUCCAAAGUCUCCAGUUAAAGAUGAAACUGGCUCAAGAGCUCCGCAAAGUAAAGGACAGCCAAUUUUGGUUGACAAAUUUGCACGCAAGAAGCCGGUUGUUGACCCUGUGAUUGCACAGGCUGUAUUAGCCCCUAUAAAACCAGGAAAGGGCCCUGCUCCUGGGAAGUACAGAGACCGAAAGAAAAAUGUUUCACCUGGAACACCAAGAAGGCGGAUGGUGGAUGAUGAUGUUGAGAUUCCUGAUGAGGAGCUCAAUGUUUCUAUUCCCGGUGCAGCUACCGGGAGAAAAGGGAGGAAAUGGACUAAAGCCAGUAGGAAGGCAGCUAAACUCCAGGCUGCCAGAGAUGCAGCUCCUGUCAAAGUAGAGAUUUUAGAGGUUGGGGAAAAAGGUAUGUCAAUUGAAGAGCUAGCCUACAAUUUGACAAUCGGUGAAGGUGAAAUUCUUGGGUUUCUGUACUCAAAGGGGAUUAAGCCUGAUGGGGUGCAAACUUUGGACAAAGACAUGGUAAAGAUGAUAUGUAAGGAGCAUGAGGUGGAGGCCAUAGAUGCUGAUCCAGUAAAAUUUGAAGAAAUGGCAAAAAAGAAUGAAAUUCUUGAUGAAGACGACCUGGACAAACUACAAGAGAGGCCUCCUGUCCUUACUAUAAUGGGUCAUGUAGACCAUGGCAAGACAACCCUAUUGGAUCAUAUUCGUAAAAGCAAGGUGGCUGCCUCAGAAGCUGGUGGGAUUACACAAGGAAUUGGAGCAUAUAAAGUUAUGAUACCUGUGGAUGGCAAGUUGCAACCAUGUGUUUUCCUUGAUACUCCUGGGCACGAGGCAUUUGGAGCAAUGAGAGCCCGUGGAGCGAGGGUGACUGACAUUGCUAUUAUUGUGGUGGCUGCUGAUGAUGGGAUUCGUCCUCAGACUAAGGAGGCCAUAGCUCAUGCCAAAGCAGCUGGAGUGCCCAUUGUAAUCACAAUAAAUAAGGCAUAUAAAGAUGGAGCCAAUCCAGAAAGAGUCAUGCAAGAGCUCUCUUCUAUUGGUCUCAUGCCAGAGGACUGGGGUGGUGAUGUCCCAAUGGUUCAGAUCAGCGCUCUCAAGGGGGAAAAUAUAGAUGAUUUGUUGGAAACUGUUAUGCUUGUGGCAGAGUUACAAGAAUUGAAGGCUAAUCCAGAUAGAAAUGCAAAGGGCACUGUUAUUGAGGCAGGUCUUGAUAAAUCUAAAGGGCCAGUAGCAACUUUUAUUGUACAGAAUGGCACCCUGAAAAGAGGGGAUGUAGUGGUUUGUGGACAAGCCUUUGGAAAGGUGCGGGCUUUAUUUGAUGAUGGUGGAAAACGAGUUGAUGAAGCUGGACCAUCUAUACCUGUACAGGUUAUUGGUUUGAGUAAUGUACCAAUUGCUGGUGAUGAAUUUGAGGUUGUUGCCUCCCUUGAUAUUGCUCGUGAAAAGGCAGAGAAACGUGCAGAAUCAUUAUGGAAUGAACGCAUAUCGGCCAAGGCUGGAGAUGGGAAGGUGACCCUUUCUUCCUUAGCUUCAGCUGUCUCAGCAGGAAAGCUAUCCGGAUUAGACUUGCACCAGCUGAAUAUAAUAAUGAAAGUCGAUCUUCAGGGAUCUAUUGAAGCUAUCAGGCAAGCUUUACAAGUGCUCCCUCGAGAUAAUGUCACUUUGAAGUUCCUCUUGCAAGCUACAGGAGAUGUAAGCAACAGCGAUGUUGAUCUUGCUGUUGCUAGUGAAGCUAUAAUUUUAGGAUUCAAUGUCAAAGCUCCAGGUUCUGUCAAAAGCUACGCAGAAAGAAAAGGUGUCGAGAUUCGGCUAUAUAGAGUUAUCUACGAACUCAUUGAUGAUGUGCGAAAUGCAAUGGAAGGACUUCUGGAGCCUGUGGAGGAACAAGAGAUAAUUGGCUCAGCAGAAGUCCGGGCAGUAUUUAGCAGCGGCAGUGGUCGUGUUGCCGGAUGCAUGGUAACAGAAGGCAAAAUAGUAAAAGGCUGUGGAAUUAGGAUUGUCCGAAACAGAAAAACAGUCCAUGUUGGUGUCCUUGAUUCACUGAAACGUGUUAAGGAAAUAGUGAAGGAGGUAAAUGCCGGACUAGAAUGUGGUAUUGGGGCAGAAGAUUUUGAUGAUUGGGAGGAAGGUGAUACUAUAGAGGCCUUCAACACAGUAGAGAAGAAGCGAACCCUUGAAGAGGCCUCAGCCUCCAUGGCAGCUGCACUGGAAGAGGCAGGAAUCGACUUAUAGCUUGGCAUGCAGCUCUAUAGCUGAAUAUAUUCGGUUCUCCUAAUGGAGCCCAAAGCAUUACAGGACAAUAAAGGUAGCACUAUCGAAGUAGUGCUCUAACAUUUGCUCAGUUCGUGGAAUACAGAUGAGCUGCCCAGCAGGGCCAACACAUACAAUUUAUGUCAACCGCAGGGCGUGCAAGAUCGGAGCUUGAGGUGAUUUUGUCCACUGUUGUAUGCUAUUUUGUUGUAUAUAUGGUAACAGAUACCAGAUCUCAGUUACUUUCUGUGAAGGAGCAAUCAUACAAGUUCCUCAAGAUUCAUUGUGCCAAGACAAUGUAACAUUUCUGAAAGAAAUUAAUUUUUUUUGAAGGUGCUCAGAAUUAGGCAUGCACCACCUCCUA